Molecule: messenger RNA, 1557 nt
Organism: Mytilus trossulus (common blue mussel)
Lineage: Eukaryota; Metazoa; Mollusca; Bivalvia; Mytilida; Mytilidae
Exons: 5
Coding region: 19-1557 (512 amino acids)
Source: RefSeq, a predicted model, not a curated record
AAACACAAAAAUAACAUCAUGUCUAGCAUAAAAGAAAGACAGUUUUUUCUUCAGCUAUUGAGUUUCGUAACUGGUCCAGCAAUUGACGUAAUGCAACAUUAUUUCGAAGUGAAAAUACUGACCAAUAUUGAAUUCGAAGAUUUCCUUAAUGAUCCAAACAACAUUCAUCAAUUAUUUCACCAAUGUUAUCCAACAACACCUUGUUGUAAAUGCAUGACAGCAUCCUUGGCUUCGACUAGAAAAAGAGGAUGUUUACAUCUACAACAAUUCGAUAAAUUGUAUGACAAUUCUGGUUUACCUCAACCGAAACAUGAGAAUAAGAUGGGAUCUAAAAUUCUUCAACAUUGUAUUUGCAAAUUUUCCGCAAAAGGUUCAGUUACAGUUGACGAGCUCGAUAUCACGCUAUUCUAUGACGUUGUCCAACAUUGUUGUCCAUCAAAAAUGAAUUUUAUGUGGCGCAAAAAUAUCAAGGACGUGAGAAAUUUCCUCUCACAUAUCCCAAAUGGUCAGGUUAACAAUACAGAUUUCGACGAUAACUGGAAAACACUGACCAAUGCAACUUUAGGUUUUGCACGAGAGAUUGGAAAUAAAUGCAAGAAAAUGUUUCAGGAGAAAAUUUCAGAGAUUAAAAAUUCAUCAAUAGAGGUACUGAAAGAAAAGCUGAAAAAGUCAAAUGAGGAUCUAAUCAAGAUGUUAGAGUCUCUAAAUGGAAUAAAACAAACUACAGUUGAUGAAUGCAAGAAAGCAGUAGAAUUGAUCAAUAACAAGCAAGAUGAAAACUUCAAGGAACUGCUCGAGAAAUCCGACGAAAUAUCAAAGGACACAAAAGAAAGUACAAAUGAGAUGCGUAAAUUGAAUCAUAAAGUGGAUAACCUGGAGUCAAUUAUAAGAAUUGCAAUAGAAAAAGCUCUUGAAAAAACAAAUGGACAAACUUUGACUGAUGAUAACAGGGAAAUCACAGUUACAACAAAUGUAGACUCUUCCAGUUGGGACGAGGAGAAUACCAUUAAAAAAUUAUCGAAUAUAGUUAAAUCUGAAAGUGACAAAAAGAGUGGUGAUGCUGGAACGUUUCAGAUAAAAAAUGUUGAACAUAAAUGUAUCCAGCUGGACCUUGUUGCUUCCCCAGAUGUUUUCAAAACCCCAACAAAUCUACGUAAAGCUGUUAAAUCCCUCGUUCAUCAGCUAGUAGAAGCUGGAGAAAUUAACACUAAAAUCUCUGGCAAACUGGCAAUAAAUCUUGCAGUGAAAACUCCACUAACAAGAGAUGAGAUAGAUGUCGUUCAUGCAGUCUUUGACAAAAGUGAGACAUUUGAAGAAGAAGCUACAGGAGAGGGAAUUGACGUUAAACCAGUCUUAUAUAAGGGCUUCCCAUUGGUCGAAGCAUUGAAAACUGACCCUGAUCACUUUGACAAAUCCGGUUGUGAGUAUUUAAAUAUGUGCAAAAGAUGCGACAUUUGUAUGGCCAAGUUCAUAACAACACUAAAUACUACAGUGGCAAUUACUCAAACUUAUUGGUUUCAGUGCAAUUGCAUAUUGAAUGAUAUUAACAUUACUUGA